Cajanus cajan (pigeon pea) is the source of this 1218-nucleotide messenger RNA. Its product is annotated as protein BPS1, chloroplastic. Lineage: Eukaryota; Viridiplantae; Streptophyta; Magnoliopsida; Fabales; Fabaceae. The record is from RefSeq and is a predicted model, not a curated record.
AACCAAUCUUUCAAACCUUUCUUUGAAUUUUAGUUGUCAACACCCCCUUUAUAAAGCUUUGAAGCAUCCUUUUGUGUUCUAGGUCCCAAUAACCAAUGGUACUUUUGAUAGGGAAACUUGCAAGACAUUACUUCAAGCUGGAGAAUCGCCAGCAUCCCAUCACACACCCUCCUCAACCAGAACCAGGGGAGUUGCAAUCUUCACUUCUUGAUUUCAAAUCCCACGUGUCCAAAUCAAUUGUUCAAUUAGCAUCGGAUUUGAAAAUAGGAUCACAAACCCUGUCUUUGACAUGGUUGCAAAGGUGUUUAGGCCUCUUGCCCUUCAUCAACAAGGCUUUUUCAAAGCUUGUUGUGGAUAUUGAUUACCCCAUGAGUAAAUGGGAGGUUGGUUCCAGUGAAGGGUACCUCAGAUACACCUUGAGUUUGCUAGAGCUUCUCAAUUCCAUUUCCUCAUGCCUUUCUCAUCUUGGCCAAACUAGGCUUUCCCUGGCUCAUGGCUUGACCCUGGCGAUGGAGAACUCAGCUUUGGCAAGAAAGCAUCUGAAAGCAAUUCAGUUUCAAUCAGGGUGUUUCAGUUUCAGUACCAACUUUGGUAAGGAUCUUGAUGAAACAAGGGUUUUCUCUGGCAAAGAGUGGAUUUUUCAUGAGGCUGUGAAGGAAAUGAGUUGUGUUGGAUUCUGGGUAUGUGGGGUUCUGUUGUCUUGCUUUUAUGGUGAUGGUAAGCCAUACAUGGAGCUGAGAAAAAUUGUUGGUGGGUUUGAUGGUUCUCUUGUUGCCACACUUGAUUUCAAAAUCAGUGGUCAGUUGAUGGGAAAAAUGCCAAUUUUCAGCGAGAUCAAAGAGGUAAAUGACGCUGUUACUGUCCUUGUUGUUUCUUCUGAUCAUGAUACAGCCAAGGAUUUGCAGACAAAGCUGCACGUGUUGGAGAAGCUAUCAGAUGAUAUAAGCAAGGAGGUGGAUAAUCUGUUUGCCAGUAUAAUGACACACAGAUCUGAAUUAAUUGACGGCUUUCGACUACAGAAACAGCCACCAAAGUCAAUUGUUUGAUCAUAUAUUAUGUGUAGAUCAAAAGUUUUUAAUUGCUUAUGUAAUGUUUAUAAAUUGUAUAAUUCUGUAGUCAUGUAAAUAGUAAUACCUAGUGUUUAUUUGCACACUGAGGAGCAUAUGUAAUACGAAUAAUCAAAACUAUAUGGUUCGAAAUGUAUUUUUUUAAGAUGCU